Molecule: messenger RNA, 1039 nt
Organism: Drosophila simulans
Lineage: Eukaryota; Metazoa; Arthropoda; Insecta; Diptera; Drosophilidae
Exons: 4
Coding region: 348-797 (149 amino acids)
Source: RefSeq, a predicted model, not a curated record
AUAAUUAUUUUUUAAGAGGUUUGUGCUUAAAGUUGGUUGACGUCUCUAAAGUUGAAUGUUUUGUAGUUCCCGAGAUCUCGACGGUUAUACGGACGGACAGACGGAUAUGGCCAGAAAGACUUUACUAGUCUAGACUAGUGAUCAAAAAUAUAUGUAUACUUUUUAGGGUAGAAAUGCUUGCAUCUACACUUUAAUGAAUACAGUAAUGGGUGUAAUUUCCCCGACCUGUCUAAUAAACCUAAACGGCAAUUAAUUAAAAACUAUCACAGGAUUAUUACCCCUACAGGCUAGUCACCCAUUGUUUUCGGAAAUAAACUUUAUUAGUCUACAUAGACCUUUCGACUAUAAUGCCGAAAAUACUAAGUUGCCUAGCACUUGGCAUUUAUUUCCCAUUCACAUAUUAUUUACGUUCAAAAUUUUUACCUUGCCUGGUGCACUGCUUUAAAUAUUAUUCCUGGGAGAAAUGUGAACCAGUUAAUUUUGAAAAUAUGUUAUUUUUGUCGGCUUGGGUCGGCGCCAGUGGAUUGCUGUGGGUAUCGUCGAAUUACACAGAAUUCCACUUUGUGUUCUCCUGGAUAAUUGUCACUUUUGAGUUAAUAGUGCUUGAGAUUUCUUAUAUGACCUAUGCUAUUAUUCUAACAAAAAAUUACGUUUGGAAUUGGCAUAUUAUAUUCUUCGGUAUCCUGGUCUUCAGCUUCGUUUUGGUUUUGUUACACAUGCUGGUAGCAAAAAAGAUUGUUAAAAACCACUUGAUCGAAAACAUUUUCAGGGUGCUUCCUGAUAACACUGAUAACUAGUAUCUAAUAUGUUAUGUAGGCAUUAACUUCUUAAAACAUUUCUGCCGAAUUAAAAUAUAUAUAACUAAUUUCAAUAUUUAAAUUGAUUGAGAAUUGUGUUUUUAUUUAGUUUUAAAUUGUGCAGAAUCUGUGAUCUGCCAUUAUUUGCGACCGGUAAGACAUCAAAGCUUAAACGAAAUCAAAUUUCAAUUUAUUGGAAUACAUACAUCAUACAUCGUACAUCAUACAUAUUUCCGGAAUAU